CCUGGCCACUGAGGUCAUCUCAACCCUCAGCCUUGCUCAGGAAUUGGGGUCUCUGAGUCAUUAAUUAGCAGGAGUGCCCACUUUCAGUUAAACAGCCUUUCUUAUACGGAUGGCUGUAACGUGUGACUCCUUUCUGCCUGGCCCUAGUCCGGCAGGGUGGCAAGGGGCAGCUUCUAAUAGAAGGUGGGCAGUCUUACCUCUCGUCAAAGAUCUCAGUGUAGGCCAGGAGGGACAGCAGCUCCUGAGGUUAACAGGUCCCAUAAGCCAACCGCUGUGGCUUGGAUGUUAAGGGCGGAACACUGCUCUGCUUGGCCCCGAGUUUCCCACUCCAGCUGCUCAGCCUUUGGUGUCACCUGCCCUUAUUUUCUACACUGUGCCACGGUGUCUUUUAGUUUCUGGAAAUGGAAGGCUGCCUCUCCGAGGCUUGCUGCUUGUCCUGGCCCAUGGAGAGUUCGUAUUUCACCUGGGACUUGUAAACACACGGGCAGUGUCUUACUUACCCAGUUGUGAGAAGGGCUGGCAGAGACUAGUCCUCUCUUUUCUAAAGCCAUCUUUAGCUUCCGGGCAGUCCCAAGGAAGCCCGAGAUGACUUGUGUCCAUGUUAGUGUUUCUGAGGUUCUGAUUUUACGAUGCUAUGGACACGUUGUGCUUCUGGGCUUGGGUGCCGGAAACAUGUAAUUCAGCCAAGCUUGAAAGGGCUGUCUGCAGUGUUUCUAAUUACUGUUUGUUUGCUUCACCGGUGCCUAAUAAGUGGAUUUAAGUAACCUCAGGAGUGAGGACUGCACUGCUCACGUUACAGGCAAUCAUGCAAAUCAAACUCUAACCGGGAAUUGCAGAGAACACACUGUGGGGUCAUUGUUAGAGAAGUAUGCCAUUGGAUUUUAAAUUCAGAGCAAGAGCAGUUUGGAACUUUCCCACCUGCCGUGCACUGAGGUGAAGGACGUACUCACCUGAAAUCAACUACUCCAUGCAGACCCUUUAUUUAUAAGUCACCAGCGGCCUCUGGCAUUCGGCUGUCUUUUUAAUUUAACAUGGGAACGAGGGAGGGGGAGACUUACCGGCUUCUCUUCCCUCAUUUCUCCCAUCCACCAUUGCCUGUAGAGGAAGCGGAAAGGCAGGUCCGGAACAGUGGGCGUCAACCUUGGGUACAGCUUGGCACCAGCUUGGGAAUUUUCAGACGUCUGAGAACCGAUCCCCACCCCGAGGUGCUGCUUUAAUUGUCUGGGAUAUACUUUAUACUGGACUUUUAAGAAAGUCUCAGGGAAAUUAUUAUAUACCAAGGUUAAGACGUCAGGGAUUUGAGAGGUUGCUUCACGAGAGAAAUCUCAGCCUUGGCUACACAUUGGCAGCACCUGGAAAUUUUGGAGAACCAAGGAUGCCCAUCCAUUAAAACCACGUUUCUGGAGGAGGGAAAUAGGAUUUCUGAAAAGCUCCAGAUGUGCGUUCUGAUGUGCAGCAAGAGUUUGGCCAGCUGACUGACUGACUGACCUAACCAUGUUCUACCCUAAAGAAAGCCGAGACCCAGGAAGGUUAAAAUGACUUGGUCAAGGUCAGACGCUUGUUGCCGUCAGGCCUGGGACUCAGGUGAUGUUCCUGACUCCAGGAGACCUUUUCUAGCUCCUCAUACUCCUCUACCAUCCGGUCUGGUGCUGGAAAACUUCGACCAGACCAUAGUCUGCUCCACCUUUGGGUCACUGGAGAGCCAGGAGGACUUCCGCACUCCAGAGUUUGAAGAGUUUAACGGAAAGCCUGACUCGCUCUUUUUCACCGAUGGCCAGAGACGGAUCGACUUCGUCCUCGUGUACGAAGACGAGAGCAAGAAGGAGAACAAUAAGAAAGGGACAAAUGAGAAACAGAAGAGGAAAAGGCAAGCAUACGAAUCUAACCUCAUCAGCCACGGCCUGCAGCUGGAAGCCACAAGAUCUGUUUCUGAUGACAAGCUUGUGUUCGUCAAAGUGCAUGCGCCCUGGGAAGUGCUGUGCACCUAUGCUGAGAUCAUGCACAUCAAGCUCCCACUAAAGCCCAAUGACCUGAAGACCCGUUCCACCUUUGACACCUUCAACUGGUUCACCAAGGUCCUCCGUGUGAACGAGAGUGUCAUCAAGCCGGAGCAGGAGUUCUUCACUGCCCCCUUUGAGAAGAGCCGGAUGAAUGACUUCUACAUCCUUGAUAGAGACUCCUUCUUCAAUCCCGCCACCAGAAGUCGCAUUGUUUAUUUCAUCCUCUCUCGGGUCAAAUACCAAGUGAUGAACAACGUUAACAAAUUUGGGAUUAAUAGACUGGUCAGUUCCGGCAUCUACAAAGCGGCGUUCCCUCUGCACGACUGCAAAUUCAACUAUAAGUCGGAAGACUCCAACUGUCCUAGCGAGCGUUACCUCCUGUACAGGGAAUGGGCUCACCCUCGGAGUAUAUACAAGAAACAGCCCUUGGAUCUUAUCAGGAAGUAUUACGGAGAGAAGAUUGGAAUCUACUUCGCAUGGCUGGGCUAUUACACGCAGAUGCUCCUUCUAGCAGCUGUGGUGGGUGUGGCCUGCUUCCUCUAUGGAUAUCUUGAUCAGGAUAACUGCACUUGGAGCAAAGAGGUCUGUGAUCCUGACAUCGGUGGCCAGAUCCUGAUGUGUCCCCAGUGUGACAGGUUGUGUCCCUUCUGGAGGCUGAAUAUCACCUGUGAAUCCUCUAAGAAAUUGUGCAUCUUUGACAGUUUUGGAACCCUGAUCUUCGCUGUAUUUAUGGGAGUGUGGGUUACAUUGUUUUUGGAGUUCUGGAAGCGGCGCCAAGCAGAGCUUGAGUAUGAAUGGGACACGGUUGAGCUACAGCAAGAGGAACAGCCCCGGCCGGAGUAUGAGGCCCAGUGCAAUCACGUGGUAAUAAACGAGAUCACUCAGGAGGAGGAGCGGAUCCCAUUUACCACCUGUGGGAAGUGUAUCCGGAUCACCCUGUGUGCGAGCGCUGUCUUCUUCUGGAUCCUGCUCAUCAUCGCCUCUGUGAUCGGGAUCAUUGUCUACAGGCUGUCCGUGUUCAUCGUGUUCUCCACGACGCUCCCCAAGAACCCCAAUGGGACAGACCCAAUCCAGAAGUACCUGACCCCACAGAUGGCCACGUCCAUCACGGCUUCCAUUAUUAGCUUCAUCAUCAUCAUGAUCCUCAACACGAUCUACGAGAAGGUGGCCAUCAUGAUCACCAACUUCGAACUCCCAAGGACCCAGACUGAUUAUGAGAACAGCCUGACCAUGAAGAUGUUCUUGUUCCAGUUUGUCAACUACUACUCCUCCUGCUUCUACAUCGCAUUCUUCAAGGGCAAAUUUGUCGGCUAUCCGGGGGACCCGGUGUACUGGCUGGGCAAAUACAGAAACGAAGAGUGUGACCCGGGGGGCUGCCUCCUUGAACUGACUACACAGCUGACGAUCAUCAUGGGGGGAAAGGCGAUCUGGAACAACAUACAAGAAGUUCUGCUCCCGUGGGUUAUGAAUCUAAUUGGACGAUAUAAAAGAGUCUCCGGAUCAGAAAAGAUAACCCCACGAUGGGAACAGGAUUACCAUCUGCAGCCCAUGGGCAGGCUGGGAUUGUUCUAUGAGUACCUUGAGAUGAUUAUUCAGUUUGGGUUCGUCACCUUAUUUGUGGCCUCUUUCCCACUGGCUCCCCUGCUGGCCCUGGUGAACAAUAUACUGGAGAUAAGAGUGGACGCGUGGAAGCUCACAACACAGUUUCGACGCAUGGUGCCAGAGAAGGCCCAGGAUAUCGGCGCGUGGCAGCCCAUCAUGCAAGGAAUAGCCAUCCUGGCCGUGGUGACCAACGCCAUGAUCAUUGCCUUCACCUCAGACAUGAUCCCCCGCCUGGUGUACUAUUGGUCCUUCUCCAUCCCUCCCUAUGGGGACCACACUUACUACACCAUGGACGGCUACAUCAACAACACUCUCUCGGUCUUCAACAUCACCGACUUCAAAAAUACAGACAAAGAAAACCCGUACAUUGGGCUUGGCAACUACACCCUGUGCAGGUACCGUGACUUCCGAAACCCACCCGGGCACCCACAAGAGUAUAAACACAAUAUCUACUAUUGGCACGUGAUUGCCGCCAAGCUGGCUUUUAUCAUUGUCAUGGAGCACGUCAUCUACUCUGUGAAGUUCUUCAUUUCGUACGCAAUUCCGGAUGUGUCGAAGAUCACGAAAAGCAAGAUCAAGAGGGAGAAAUACCUCACACAGAAGCUGCUUCAUGAGAGUCACCUCAAAGACCUGACCAAAAACAUGGGGCUCAUCGCCGAAAGGAUGGGAGGAAUGGCUGACAACAGCGUGAGGCCGAAACUCGAAUGAGAGAGCGCUUUAUGGUCCUGAGAAGCACUUUAAAAGUAAUUAGCUGUCAGGCUUGUUGUGAAUCACUAGAGAGGACGGUGUUCCAUUUCCUAGGCAAACGGGGUCCUCGCCAUACCCAUUUCCGCCCUAUAUGGUUGUUUUCCAGUUUCAGCUAGCAACGCGGGAACUGGAGAAGGGAAAAACUUUGAUCAGGAAGGGCAUAAAACCGCCUACCUGGAGGACCUGACUCUGUCCCCUCCUUUGAUAAAAUUGGUAACAGAGAAAGCCUCCAGGUGGGCCCAAGUCCUCUGAGGGGAGGGGAGGAGGCUUUGCCUUCCUGACCUCAGGUGCAGUUCCUUUUCUGUUCUUAAUUUUGCCAAAUCUAUCCCAGACCUAUUUCGUCCGGAUGGCACUACCACCAAAGACCAGGCAGACCUCAGCCUUAAUCGCAUUUGUGUUAUCAACAACAGCCAGAUCAGGAUUGAGUUUGGAUGCUGUUGGGAGGUGCCAGGUAGACUCCAGAGUUCACAGUACUUCCGCGUCUCACUGUACCCCAGGGAAGGAGACUCCACUGCCUAUGGAACCGCUUCUGUAUCUCCUUAGCCUGCAUCUCCACCUCCAAGAAAAGCUCGUCUUCGACUGGCAUGAAGAUGGAGGGCAUUGAAUGAAGCCUGUCCCCGUUACCCCGCGGGGACAUCUGCUUUCUAGCAGUACUCCCAGCAUGCUCUGGGCCUGACCAAUGAUGACUGGCUUUCAGAUCUUAAGGGAGUAAGAGGAGAAGGUAGUAAACUCUUACUGAUCUGAACGGUUAAUUUACCUCUUCUUGAUAUGUAAGUUUUCUUGGUAAGAUGAUAAUCAAAUGAUCAUGACUGUACCGUCCUCAACAGAAUGGGCUGGGAAGCCCAUCAACUUCAUGCAGAAGGCAGGCACUACCAAUCACCAAGCGCCUUCUGCCCGUCUCGCUGAGAAGGCUGGUGGCCUCACGACGCUGGGCAUAGUCAGAGCAGCAGCCAGUAACCCAAUCACUAGCCAUGUCCUGUGAUCCUUCUGCGGCCCCGCGUCACUCACAGGGACUCCCACUGCCUUCUCUGCUUGCCGCCGUGACCAGCUUCCUUGUGGGCUCCGUCCCUUUCCUAGGCCUGCUAACUCAUUGUAAUCACAACUGUGCCAGAGACAAGUCUACCCCAGGAUUCGAUUUGAGCCCCAAGCCUCCUCUCAGGCCACCAGGGAGGUUCUGGGAAGGCCGGUUUAUCUGCUGGUGGCUCGCUGCUAAGCCUCCGCUUCCUGGUGCCCUCCCUCCCUGUUGCUUGACUGAAGUUUCUCCGCAGCCUAUACAUGCCCGGCCUUUCCUCCAGUACCUCUGAUACCUCGCACCCUGGACUGAUAACAGAGGUCAGGGCGGGGAAGUGAAGAAGGAGGCCCUGCCUCCACCAUUUUGGGAUUGGGCCUCUGCUGACUGGCGUGGUGGGAAAUGGCUUGGGUGACCAGGAGCCGAGCCAAGGAAAGCGAAUGGUUUGAGAGGCGGCCGUCUCAACACUGAGCUGAAGCAGCUCUAAUUCCUGGUUUUAAAUGCCCACCGGGAAUGGCUUACUAGAGAAUCAACGUGAUUAAUCAAAACAGUGUUCUGAGUUCAGCGGAAACAUUUCCCCUCCCCUCUUGUCCUGGGAGUCCAGGACCUGCCAUACGGUGUCUAACCACAGUUAAGCUAAGAUAGAAAUGACUGCCUUCCCCCGCCCUCAAGGAAGGUUCUCACUCCACAGCUAAAACCAGGUGCCACUCCCUGCCCUUCCUCCCCCCACCCCCGGCCCCGUCCCAACUGCCCUGGAGUUCCUACUCCCUCCGUUACCUCUUCUCCAGAGCCUGUGCUCACCUUCAGUCACACCUCACACCAUAGGAAAGGAGAUCUUUCCUCUCAUAACUCUCCCCUUCCUUUCUUUGUACAUACAAAGAAAACAUCGAAUUUAAAAAGUGCAUUUAUCCACGUGUACCCCCAGCCAAGAACUCCCUUCACGGUGCAGAAAGUACCACUGUGCACAGAAGAAACCAAACAAACCCUGCGUCUCUGAAGGGAACGUUCAUGGCGUCUGAUGCUACCAGAAUGCUGACCGGCAAAGUUGCCGUGGGCUAUAGGGUCCCACGGCAUCAGUAUCAUUCCUGUGAGACCUGUGCCAAGUUGGCGACGGAGAGGACAUCUUCGGUGGCAGUGAGAUAACCCCCCAGCCCCAGGAAAGCCAAGGGCAUGACUGUGAGGGAAGAUCUGGCCACCCACCUGUCGAGCAUGAACCACUAGAGAAAGUCUGUCCUUUCGUAAUGCCUUUGCGCUUUAAUGGAUGAGAUCAGUAGACCCAGUACUCAGGGGAUUUUUCUUUAAAUGUUCCUCGGAUGUUUUAGGUGUCCCAUUAGAAGUAGAAGGCCACAGUUUGUCUUGAAAUUAAAUGAGGCCACCUGGUAAUGAGUCUGUCAAGGUUUCCCCUUUGCGGGGCACAUGGGUCUUGAGUUUCAUGGGGCACUCAUUUGUGAUGGGGGCAGAGUGGGGUGUGUUGGUCCCAUACUUGUCUGCUCCUUGUGUCCGCUCCAAUUACGUCUGAGAAGUGGAGACAGUGCUCACAGCUAAGCUAAGACGGAACUGAGGUUCAUGAUGCUUCCUGUAUACUGUGUAAUGUUUGUAACUGAUGUUCGUUCAUUUCUAUGCGUUUUAAUAUUUUUAAUGAGCAUUUUAAUAAAUUCUGUUUUACAAACAA
Molecule: messenger RNA, 7030 nt
Organism: Rattus rattus (black rat)
Lineage: Eukaryota; Metazoa; Chordata; Mammalia; Rodentia; Muridae
Gene: Ano6
Product: anoctamin 6
Exons: 21
Coding region: 1536-4310 (924 amino acids)
Biological process (GO): calcium activated phosphatidylserine scrambling; calcium activated phosphatidylcholine scrambling; chloride transmembrane transport
Cellular component (GO): plasma membrane
Molecular function (GO): chloride channel activity; protein dimerization activity
Source: RefSeq, a predicted model, not a curated record